AUGGGCGCGGCGCGGCGAGACAUGAUGCAGAGUUGCGUCCGCUGGGCGGCGGAGGGCGCGUGCAGUGACAACUCCAGUUACAUGCUUAAACUAUGCCCUGUCGCCUGCGGCGUGUGCGACCUCGAGUGCAAGGCGCGCCGCCUGACGCCGCACACCUGCCGCCGCCAGCCCGACUAA
Messenger RNA from Emiliania huxleyi CCMP1516, 177 nucleotides. RefSeq lists its product as hypothetical. The transcript has 2 exons. The record is from RefSeq and is a predicted model, not a curated record. NCBI's taxonomy places the organism in Eukaryota, Haptophyta, Isochrysidales, Noelaerhabdaceae. The coding region runs from base 1 to 177 and encodes 58 amino acids.